UAUUGAUUUCUCUUGAUCGGGGCGAACUUGGAAAUGGGUUAAUAAAUAGUAUUAUUAAUACUAAUUGCUCAUACGGCAAUACCGAAGCACAUGCUAUAGUCGCGCUUUUCUUCCUUUUUUGACCUUCAUCACCAUCGGCUGCAUUAGAAGUGUUAUGCAAAUGUUGGCCAUAAUUCGUUUUACAGUUUGCCACAAAGUAGGUUUGCUUAUCCCCGAGGUGAUUGGAAAUUCGCAUUCGAAUGAGCGAAACGCGGGUCCGGGACCCGGGUCCCGCCGUCUGCACCGAUCCAAUCAAUUAAUCCGCGAGCCGCGAAGCCAUCAAAGCGGAGGUCGCGGGUUCGCGCGCACGACGAAGUGCAUCCUCUCAUCCGAUGAUAUUGUCUAUAACUGUGCCUUCAAAUAAAUAAACAUCCGCAUGGAGAAGAGGGUCGUAACCCCAACCACUUGAACUCGUUGCGAAUCGUGGCCCUUUGUUACGGUCCUCUAAGAGAAGAUGAGGCGGCACUGGGAGGAACAACAGGCACGACCUGCUCCACACUUUAUCACCGGAGCAGCCAUUCACUAUAUUGCGAACAAGAGAUGUUUACCGGAUGUUGCGAAAGGGGCGCUUUCGCUCGCGGAAAGUAAAAAUCCCGGAGAGCGGAAGUUGCCCGACAACGGGGUUAGCUAUUCAGGUUAUAAAGGAAACCGUUUUUUUUUGUUGUUGUUUGCAGAACCUGCUACCAUUGCCGGCGGACGCUAGCGCGGCCUUGGUCAAGCCCACCAAAUACCAUUACUACCCCCACAACCAGCACAUCUAUCUUCUCCCGGAAUGCGCCAUCCAACAGGUUUGCAAUGCUGUUUAUGUCCGGCUGAACUGGACGCAACCGCUGUGCGCCUGUCCUUCGAGGUACAGAGACCCUUGCUCAGCCAGCCUCAAUUCUGAUGAUCUUCACACUACCGAGUUAAUGACUGAUAGGAAUUCCCGGAGGGCCCUGACUCUGGUAAAGACCUGUGAACCUACGACUGAGAUGAGAAUGUGCGGAGCUCCACGUGACUGGUCACUGUUGGCUCUCCAGAACAUCAGAACAGGAAAAUCGCAUUACCUUGUCAUAUGCCGUUGCCCAGACACCAGCAUUUUAGAGGGUCCAAUGUCACACAGUCAACCGACAUACGCAAGCGUUCCCGGGAUUAGAGUUUAUGGUAUGGUUUGUGUACCAGGUGUUGGUAACAACAAGAACCGAAGGGGCCGCCCGUUGAGAAUCACGAGGUCUCCUGAGAACCCACCUUUCCCAUGGAAGAAGGCUUUGGAGUUCUCGAAAACCGCCGUCUGGGACGACUAAACACCACCAUGACCCAAGCAUCACGGACCCAAAUGCAAACGAAUUUCCCCAAUUUUAAUUAUUACUUUAGUCUUUAGUUAAUGUGAAUACGUUCAGUGGAUCAGAUCCACCAAUUACAUUUUAUUAGCUUAAUAUUUAGUAGCAAAUUUAAACUGCAACAGUACAAUAAUUUCAAAAGGCGCGCCA
Molecule: messenger RNA, 1508 nt
Organism: Nicrophorus vespilloides
Lineage: Eukaryota; Metazoa; Arthropoda; Insecta; Coleoptera; Silphidae
Gene: dsx-c73A
Exons: 4
Coding region: 591-1322 (243 amino acids)
Source: RefSeq, a predicted model, not a curated record